Messenger RNA from Syngnathoides biaculeatus (alligator pipefish), 957 nucleotides. RefSeq lists its product as uncharacterized. Lineage: Eukaryota; Metazoa; Chordata; Actinopteri; Syngnathiformes; Syngnathidae. Gene Ontology annotation, molecular function: oxidoreductase activity. The transcript has 8 exons. The record is from RefSeq and is a predicted model, not a curated record. Bases 113 to 913 code for a protein of 266 amino acids.
GUCGAGCAUGAGCCGCUCCCGGAAGUGUUGGCGUGUGCCUCAAGUUGUUGAGUUAACGCGAGUCACGUCGGUAAUUGCACCCGGUUGACUUUCUCAUUGACGAAACACGCAAAUGGCAUCCGGCGACGCUUAUAAAGUGUGUUCCCUGAAGGGAAAAGUGACGCUGAUCACAGGCGCCAGCUCAGGUAUCGGUGCAGGUACUGCGGUCCUGUUUGCCAAGCUGGGAGCUGUGCUGGCUCUCAAUGGCAGAGAUGUGGACAGUCUAAAGAAAGUGGCCAAGGAGUGCAAAGAGUGUGCCGGAGGAUCUGAGCCCUUGCUCGUGCCCGGCGACCUGACAGACGAGAGCACGGUGAGGAGUACGGUGGAGGCGGUCAUCGCGCGCCUCGGCCGACUGGACGUCCUGGUGAACAGCGCCGGAAUCCUGGCCAUGGGCGGCAUCGAGACGUCCGACCUGGCGACGUACGACAGGGUCAUGAACAUCAAUGUCAGGUCUGUGUACCACCUGACCCAACUCUGCGUGCCCCAUCUCGUGGAGACCAAAGGCUCCAUCGUCAAUGUAUCCAGCGUCAAUGGACAGAGAUCGUUCCCUGGCGUCCUGGCCUAUUGUAUGUCCAAGUCUGCCAUUGACCAAUUCACUCGCUGUGUCGCUUUGGAACUGGCGGCGAAGCAAGUUCGAGUCAACUCCGUGUGUCCUGGCGUGAUCAUCACCGAAGUGCACAAGAGAGCAGGACUGGAUGAGGAGCAAUAUGCUAAGUUCCUAGAAAAGUGCAAGCAGACUCACGCACUUGGGCGAGCGGGCGAAGUGGACGAGGUGGCCCAAAGCAUUGCCUUCCUGGCAUCGGACGCUGCCAGUUUCAUCACCGGCGUCAACCUCCCCAUCGACGGGGGGCGCCAUGCUAUGUGUCCACGAUAAAUCUUGACAGUAUUAUUACUAGAUAAUAAAGUACUUCAACAAUA